GCGCAGGGGGAGGUGAGCGGAGCCGAGCGGAGCCUGCAGGCGAGGAGGAGGACGGCGAGAGAGGCCCCGCCCCCGCCUCUCCGAGCCGGCUCCUAGCCGCCUCCGAACCCGCUCACUUUGCCGCUUGCCUCUGGACGGCGGCGGGCGGCUGCCGGAUCCGCGCCGGAGGGAGCGCGGGAGACGGGGAGACAUCCCGCACCGGCGCCUCCUCUUGGCGCCUGCACCCCUCCGGGGGUCGGCGCCGCCGCCUUGGAGAGGGCACCCCUGCCUGGGAGGGGGCAUCCCCCGGGCGCGAGGGGCGGCGGCGCGGACGCAGCCUUGUUCCCUGCCAGUGGGGAGCAGCGCUGGCGCCGAAGGGGACUCCCCAGCCACCUGCAGGUACCGCCGCGCGGAGGGCGCGUCGCUACCAGCGACGCCGGGCUGCCGAAGAGGCGAGAGCCGAAGGGCUCCCGGGCCAGCGAAGGGCAGGAGCGGAGUCCCCCGGGAGAGCGGGCCCCGACGGCGCGCUCCCCCGUCGGCCAAGGGCAGGCAGGCCCUGCGUGGCGGCCGGGGGCCGGCGGCGGGGCCCUCGGGCCGCGGGGCCCCGGGCUGCCUAGCCAUGACCUUCGGGCGCAGCGGGGCGGCCUCGGUGGUGCUGAAUGUGGGCGGCGCCCGGUACUCGCUGUCCCGGGAGCUGCUGAAGGACUUCCCGCUGCGCCGCGUGAGCCGGCUGCACGGUUGCCGCUCGGAGCGCGACGUGCUCGAGGUGUGCGACGACUACGACCGCGAGCGCAACGAGUACUUCUUCGACCGGCACUCGGAGGCCUUCGGCUUCAUCCUGCUCUACGUGCGCGGCCACGGCAAGCUGCGCUUCGCGCCGCGGAUGUGCGAGCUCUCCUUCUACAACGAGAUGAUCUACUGGGGCCUGGAGGGCGCGCACCUCGAGUACUGCUGCCAGCGCCGCCUCGACGACCGCAUGUCCGACACCUACACCUUCUACUCGGCCGACGAGCCCGGCGUGCUGGGCCGCGACGAGGCGCGACAUGGCGGGGCCGACGCAGCGCCCUCCAGGCGCUGGCUGGAGCGCAUGCGGCGGACCUUUGAAGAGCCCACGUCGUCGCUGGCCGCGCAGAUCCUGGCCAGCGUGUCAGUGGUGUUCGUGAUAGUGUCUAUGGUGGUGCUGUGCGCCAGCACGCUGCCCGACUGGCGCGCGGCGGCUGCGGACAACCGCAGCCUGGAUGACCGGAGCAGGUACUCCGCCGGCCCUGGGAGGGAGCCCUCCGGGAUAAUUGAAGCUAUCUGCAUAGGUUGGUUCACUGCAGAGUGCGUGGUGAGGUUCAUCGUCUCCAAAAACAAGUGUGAGUUUGUCAAGAGACCCCUGAACAUCAUUGAUUUACUGGCAAUCACACCGUAUUACAUCUCCGUGUUGAUGACAGUGUUUACAGGCGAGAACUCUCAACUCCAGAGGGCUGGAGUCACCUUGAGGGUGCUUAGAAUGAUGAGGAUUUUUUGGGUGAUUAAGCUUGCCCGGCACUUCAUUGGUCUCCAGACACUUGGUUUGACUCUCAAACGUUGCUACCGAGAGAUGGUUAUGUUACUUGUCUUCAUUUGUGUUGCCAUGGCAAUCUUUAGUGCACUUUCUCAGCUUCUUGAACAUGGGUUGGACCUGGAAACAUCCAACAAGGACUUCGCCAGCAUCCCCGCUGCCUGCUGGUGGGUGAUUAUCUCUAUGACUACAGUUGGCUAUGGCGAUAUGUAUCCUAUCACGGUGCCUGGAAGAAUUCUUGGAGGAGUUUGUGUUGUUAGCGGGAUUGUUCUAUUGGCAUUACCAAUCACUUUUAUCUACCAUAGCUUCGUGCAAUGUUAUCAUGAGCUCAAAUUUAGAUCUGCUAGAUAUAGUAGGAGCCUCUCCGCCGAGUUCCUGAAUUAACGCAUUGCAAACCAAUUCUUGCACACACUUCAUAGAAAGAGUUGGCGCUGCUUCAUAUGCAUGUGUUUCUUGCUGGGUGGGUACUGCAGUGGCACUGUCAUCAGCUUGGUAGGGUAAAAAUUAUCCUUCCCAGCUGAAGGGAUAAAACAAUUUACUUAUUAUAAAGUAAAGAGAAUUGAGACUGCAAAGGAAAAGUAAUGACUCCUAGAGCAAACUUUAGGACCUUAUUUUUUUACUGAGACAGGAUUUCGCUGUACUGCCCAGGCUGGGCUCAAGUGACCCUCCCUCAGCCUCAGCCUCCUGAGUAGCUGGGAUUACAAGCGUGUGCCACUGUGCCCAGUUUCUAGGACCUUAUUUUAUUUAGACUUGUUUCCUCCUUGCCUUGAAUAAUUACACAUUAUUUUUAAGUACAUUAUUUGAUCAUUUUAAAACUGAAAGGUACUAUUUUCCAAAUGUUUUUCCAUCUUAGGAAUUCAGAAGAAGCUUUGGAACUUAUAGUGUUGUUUUUUGUUUGAGAGUAACAUUUUCAUUUCUAAAUGUUUUAUAAUUUCUCAUAUCAAUGUCAGAAGUAUCCUGGAAACAUAUGUCACAUGCAGGAACUGUUUAACAAAUACUUUAAAAAUUUGGCCAAAAUUUAAACUGUAUAAUGGAGCUAGAUACAAGCCAGAAUAGUAUUUGAAAAACUUUUCCAGCAUACUUCUCAAUUCUCUGCUUAAUUUUUGUGCCUAUUAUCCACCUUAUCAUAUAGCUUCAUAGAAGCUUGAAUAUAUUAUCCCUUUUCCUUUUUAUUUUUAUUUAUUUUUGUAGAGACGAGGGCUCGCUAUGUUGCUC
Messenger RNA from Microcebus murinus (gray mouse lemur), 2740 nucleotides. RefSeq names its product potassium voltage-gated channel modifier subfamily G member 3 (gene KCNG3). Gene Ontology annotation, molecular function: protein binding; delayed rectifier potassium channel activity. The record is from RefSeq and is a predicted model, not a curated record. Lineage: Eukaryota; Metazoa; Chordata; Mammalia; Primates; Cheirogaleidae. Gene Ontology annotation, cellular component: membrane; voltage-gated potassium channel complex. Gene Ontology annotation, biological process: potassium ion transmembrane transport; action potential; protein homooligomerization.